Messenger RNA from Dictyostelium discoideum AX4, 1068 nucleotides. Its product is annotated as WD40 repeat-containing protein. Bases 1 to 1068 code for a protein of 355 amino acids. The transcript is spliced from 2 exons. Gene Ontology annotation, cellular component: cytoplasm. The record is from RefSeq and is a predicted model, not a curated record. NCBI's taxonomy places the organism in Eukaryota, Evosea, Eumycetozoa, Dictyosteliales, Dictyosteliaceae.
AUGAUACCAUCUUCAAUUAGUUUUUUAAAAUUAAAUAAUGAUAAAACAAAAUUAGGUGUUUGUAAAAGUAAUCUUACAAAUUCUGUAUGGAAUGGUUCAGUAGAAUUUUUUGAUAUAAAUAAUAAUAUUAUCAAUAAUAAUAAUAAUAAUAAUAAUAAUAAUAAAAAAUUUAAUGAAAUACCAAAUAAAUCAAUACCAUUUUAUUCUGGUACGACAUGUUUAGAAUGGAUUGAUAAUGAAAAAUGUUUAGUUUCAGGUGAUGAUUCAAAUAUUUAUUUAUUAAAUAGUUGUUUAAAAGAAAAUGAUAAUGAAGAUAAACCAUCAAAAAAGAAUAUAUUAAAAGAUGAUGAUAUUUUAUUUGAAAAAGUUCAUAAUAACUCUAUAAUUUCUCAUUUAAAUUUAAAUUUAAAUACAAAACAAUUAUUAUCAUCUGGUUGGGAUAAAUUAAUUAAACAAUGGGAUAUUAAUACAAAUUCUUUAAUUUCUGAAUUUUCAUUACAUUAUAAAAAAAUUAAUCAAACGAUUUGGUCAGAAUUUAAUGAUUUUUUAUUUUUAUCAGCAUCAGAUAAUGGUAUUGUAAUUUGGGAUUCAAGAAUUAAUAUUAGUAAUAUUGGUAAUAAUGGUGGUAAUAAAAAUAAAAGUAUAUUUUUAAAUGAAACAAAUGGUAUACCAGUAAAUUCAAUUUGUUGGAGUAAAGAAAAUGAUUAUUUAUUUUAUGCAGGUUUAAAAAAUGGUACAAUUAAACAAUUUGAUAUUAGAGUUUUAACACCACCACCAACAACCAAUUCAAUCGAUAAUUCAAAUGAUAAUGAUAAUAAUAAAAAUUGGAAAUUACAUGAAUUAGGUAUUAAUCAAUUAUCGUUUAAUGAAAAUAAUUUUAAUGAAUUAAUUUCAAUAUCGGAUGAUUCAUAUUUAAAAAUUUUUAAUAUUAAAACUCAAGAAAUUAUUUUUAAAUAUAAAUCUUUAGAUUUUAUAAAAUCAUUUGAUUUAUUAUUAAAUAAUAAUAAUAAUAAUAAUAAUUUAAUAAUUGGUUCAAUUGAUAAUAAUUUAAAUAUUUUAAAUUUUUAA